Molecule: messenger RNA, 1608 nt
Organism: Colius striatus (speckled mousebird)
Lineage: Eukaryota; Metazoa; Chordata; Aves; Coliiformes; Coliidae
Product: keratin, type II cytoskeletal 75
Exons: 9
Coding region: 1-1608 (535 amino acids)
Biological process (GO): keratinization; intermediate filament organization
Cellular component (GO): keratin filament
Molecular function (GO): structural constituent of skin epidermis
Source: RefSeq, a predicted model, not a curated record
AUGUCUCGCCAGUCCACUGUGAGGAUUCAGAGGGGAAGAAGUGGCUUCAGCGCUGCUUCGGCCGUCGUCCCCAACACCUGCCGCACCAGCUUCAGCUCCUGCUCCGUCACCCGGGUCGGAGGCCGCAAUGCCGGCAGUGGGUUUGCUAGGGUUGGUGGUGGCUUUGGAAGCAAAAGCCUCUACAAUGUUGGUGGAUGCAAGAGGAUCUCUGUGGCUGGAAGGGGUGGUAGCUUCUAUGGAUCUGCAGGUUUCGGUGGUGGUAGCGUGUACGGUGGUGGCUUUGGUAUGCCAAACCUUGGCUAUGGAUAUGGUGCAUUUGGUGGUGGCAUGGGUGGUCCUGGAUUCCCAGCUGGGGGCAUCCACGAAGUAUCCAUCAACCAGAGCCUUCUGAAACCUCUCAACCUGGAGAUUGACCCCAACAUCCAAAGGAUCCGAAAGGAAGAGAAGGAACAGAUCAAAACCCUCAACAACAAAUUUGCCUCCUUCAUUGACAAGGUCCGAUUCCUUGAGCAACAAAACAAAGUGCUGGAAACCAAGUGGAGCCUGCUUCAGGAGCAGGGGAUGAAAACAGUUAAGAACAACGUGGAGCCGCUUUUUGAGACUUACAUCAACAACCUCAGGGUGCAGCUGAACAGUUUGCUGAGCGACAAGGGAAGGCUGGAGGGAGAGCUCGUCAACACACAGUACCUGGUUGAGGAUUUCAAGAAGAAGUACGAAGAUGAAAUCAACAGGCGCACAGUCGCAGAGAAUGAGUUUGUGACACUCAAGAAGGAUGUAGAUGCUUCCUAUAUGAACAAGGUGGAACUACAAGCCAAGGUAGAUGCGCUGGUCGAAGAAAUUAAUUUCCUGAGAGCCCUCUACGAAGCAGAGCUGUCUCAGAUGCAAACACAGAUCUCUGACACCUCUGUCGUCCUCACCAUGGACAACAACCGAAACCUGGACCUGGACAGCAUCAUCUCAGAGGUCAAAGCGCAGUACGAGGACAUCGCCAACAGAAGCCGGGCAGAAGCAGAGUCCUGGUACCAAACCAAGUAUGAAGAGCUGCAGGCUACAGCAGGCAGGCACGGGGACGACCUCCGUAACACCAAGCAGGAGAUCUCCGAGCUCAACCGCCACGUCCAGCGGCUGCGGUCUGAGAUCGACAGCGUGAAGAAACAGUGUGCAAGUCUGAAAGCUGCCAUCGCUGAUGCUGAGGAACGUGGGGAGCUGGCCCUCAAAGAUGCCAAAGCCAAACUGGCUGAGCUGGAAGAUGCUCUGCAGCAGGCCAAGGCAGACCUGGCCCGGCAGCUCCGCGAGUACCAGGAGCUGAUGAACGUCAAGCUGGCCCUGGACAUCGAGAUUGCGACCUACAGGAAGCUGCUGGAGGGAGAGGAGUGCAGGCUGGCUGGAGACGGUGUCCCAGUGAACAUCUCUGUGACCAGAACAACUGUGGGAACAGGCUAUGGAGCAGGAAGCAACCUCAGCAUGGGAGGGGGAAUCUGCAACAUGGGGAACAGCUUCAGCUGUGGAAGCGGUCCCGGGGUUGGCAGCACCACCCUCGGAGCCGGCAGCAGCUCCAGCAUGAAGUUUGUCUCGACCUCCUCCACCAGAAGAAGUUACAGAAGCUAA